Messenger RNA from Thlaspi arvense, 573 nucleotides. The record is from the annotation of a GenBank genome assembly. NCBI's taxonomy places the organism in Eukaryota, Viridiplantae, Streptophyta, Magnoliopsida, Brassicales, Brassicaceae.
AUGGCCGGGAAAUGCCUUCUGGUCACCGGCCCUCCUGGUGUCGGAAAAACAACAGUGAUCAUAAGAGUGUUAGAUAUGAUGAGGGUUUCCAACCCUAGAUUAAAGAUGCAGGGAUUCUACACUCAAGAGAUGAGGGAACGAGGCGAAAGGGUUGGUUUUCAAGUGGUCGCCUUGGACGGCCGUACAAGUUUGCUCGCUUCUUCCACUGUUUCUAGCCCCGAAUCGAUGAGAUGGCCUAGUGUUGGCAAGUACAAAGUGGACAUUGCAUCGUUCGAGUCUAUAGCAUUGCCUGAGCUCCAGGUCAAAGACGACACCCAUCUUUUCAUCAUUGAUGAGGUUGGCAAGAUGGAGCUGUUUAGCCCAUCCUUCUUUCCGGCUCUUCUCAAAGUUUUGGAAUCCAACAUUCCUCUUCUUGCUUCCAUUCCCAGCCCUACAUUUGGUCCACAUCUUCCUGCAGUUGCGAUGUUAAAGAACCAACCGGGAGUGACCGUAAUCACACUGAGUGCGAGUAAUAGAGAUUUGAUGAAACAACACAUCUUUGACGUUUUCUCUGGAUGGCUGCCCAAGCACUAG